CAGACAGCACCCGGAUCACCAGGAGCACAGACCACUCACCAGUGGCGCAACAAAGUGCAGAUGAAAGUGACCAGAUGUUACCUCUGAUGCCACAGCUGGACUCGGACGAUUCAGAUUCUUCGGCAAGCAGCGGUGGCAAUGCUGGAACCUAUAACUUGCAACAGGGUGGCGACGGAGUUGAGCAGAUGAUGCCCCUGGUACCUCAGCUGGAUCUCGAUGACUCAGUGCAACCGGCUGGGAAUGGAGGUGAGCAGAUGAUGCCCCUGCUACCUCAGCUGGAUCUUGAUGACUCAGUGCAACUGUAUGGAAGUGACCAGAUGUCUCCCCUGGUGCCUGAGCCGGACUUGGAUGAUUCAGAUAUUAGCCAAUACGCCAUCACUGAUAUCUCUGAUGUACAACAGUAUGGAGCUGGAAGUGACCAGAUGAUGCCCCUGGUACCUGAACUUGAUUCAGAUGAUUCAGUGCUACUGUAUGGAAGUGACCAGAUGUCUCCCCUGGUGCCUGAGCCGGACUUGGAUGAUUCAGAUAUUAGCCAAUACGCCAUCACUGAUAUCUCUGAUGUGGAUACACAGCAACAAAGAUUCAGGAGUGAAUUAUAUAUCCCACUGCACAGAGCAAGAAGACCCUCUGUUCUGGCCAGGACAGAGGACCCAUCCAGGAGUACAGCAGCAUCCCCUCCCAGCCAGCAGUUGGUUCCAGUUCGUCCCAGAGCCCAUGUGCCACAAGAUACAUUUGUUAAUGCCACCCCGUCUGCCCACACUGCCAGGGUGCUGUUUGUUCCUCAGGCCAUGGAUGUACUGGACAUCCAUAGGCAGUCCGUUCCUGGACCUACUGCUGCUGCUGAUCAGCAUCUUCCAGCUGCCAGGGUGUCGUUCAUUCCUCGGACCAUGGACGUACUGGAUAUCCUUCCCCAGCCUGUUCCUGGUACCACUGCCGAUCACGGCAGAAAAUUCCCAGAAGAUUACAAGAUGCUCAGAAGAAGGGAGAGAACUCCAAGAAAAAGACCGUCUGUCCCGGCCGGUACAGGGUACGAGGCCAGCGUUGGGAGGAGAGUGCAAGCAAGUGUGGGCUUGGGUGUGCCGAGUAUUGAUCCCAACAACCUGGCGGUAAAUCUGAUGGCUUCGUCUCAGGACCAGGAUGAUGAUCCAUUCAAAGUAUCGUGCAGGCGGAAAAAACUGCCAAGGCUCAGUGGUAGUGAAAGACCUUCCAGGAUGAGACGGCAGUCUGGUUCAGGCAUCCGAAGACCAGCUAUGAGAAGAGCUGCAAGGCGGCCUGAUGCAAAUGCCCAGAAUGUUCCAACGCCAUUGCAAACGUCAUUCGCUCUGCUGCCCCACAGCCCCACACCCAAGGCAGGAACAUGUCCCAUUGCAAGUGCAGACAAUAGUCUUCAGAGACUGGGGGCAGCGGCUCCAGCAGCAGACACGGUGAUCAUACCACAUCAGGAGCUGCAGAGACAAGGUGCAGCAGCUGCUGCAGCACCAGACCUGAGUUUUCAAUCACAGCAAGGUCGCCCGAGACGGCCGACAGGACAAAGGGCCAGAAGACGACGCUCCAGCAGAAGAGGUGUACCCACCCCACCGCGACCCGGACUGCGUGCGUUAGGAAUGGAACCACUGCACGAAGAUGAACCUCACAGGAGAGUGAUUGGAGAGAUUGCCUUCCAGUUAGAUCGCAGGAUCCUGUCAUACGUCUUCAACACGGGGAUCCGGAUGUAUGGAUUCAGAGUGCUGAACAUCCCUGAAAAAAUCAAUCAGGUUUCUACAUGCGCCACGGAGCGGGAUGAAAUGAGCAACCGCUACAGGGGAAUAAUGCAGCAACUGGGAAACUUUGGCUAUUGCCCCCAAAAGCACCCCAAAUUUGCAGAGAGCAUAGUGAAUACCUUUGGAAUCCUCAAGGAGAAGCCACAGUGCCCAAUAACGUUAGCAAACUACAACAAUCCAGAGUACCUGAAGAAAACAAUCCAUGAAAACGCUCCCCUCAAUUUAGUUCUUGACCUCAUGGUGUUGCUUAAUUGUCUGUCACACAUGUCAGUGAAUGACAGGAGACCGCUGUUCAUUUGGUAGAAAUUUCUGCGUGGGAUGAUAAACAGCAGUUAGAGCAAAUGAAUCACAACUAAACAUCAUUCACUCAAUAGAACUGGGACACACAUCUCACACACUUCAGCUUUCAUCAAACUGCAAAGUCAGUAAUCAUGUUAAGUUUUAUCCUCAACCAGAGCCUAUUUUGGUUGAUGUUCGCUAUUGGGAAUUGACCUGAAGACGACGCUAGUAAAUAUGCCCAGCCUUGUGGCAGAUGCCCCCUCCCCUGCCUCCUCCCCAGGACCCCUCAGUUGCCCAGUGAUGUGCAGAGUCUUUGCCUCCACUGCCUUCCCAUGAAGGUCCUCUCCCACUACACCAUGUGCAAUGAGCUGGUAACCAGCUACAUGGCAUUCUGUAAGAUCCAAGGUGAGGAAGAUGCCAUAAGAGUGGCUAAGUUGUCAACUGUUUCCACGGAGUACAACGAGGCAACAUCAUCCCAAAGGACUGGGAACUCAGAACGGGGAGUCCUGGACUUCCCCAGAAGAGAUGGGAGACGGAAGGGACAGUGUGCCUGGCAAGCAUCACCAUCUUCAAUCUUCUCCUCGCCUCCUCUCCGCGUGGAGAGGAAUCUGACAAGUUCUCCAGAAUACAGAGGCGGUGAGGGAGGGGAAUGGGCAGCCAUUGGGUAGCAGGGGAAAUGAGGAAGUAGGCAGAUAAAGUCCAUGAAGGGAAAUGGCACCAAUUGAAAUGAAAUCGCCCAAGAAAUCAGAUGUCAGGAUGGAAAGUUUAGGUGCUGGUCAAAGCUGUCAGACUCCUCACUGGCACUGGGACCAUGUGAGCAGACGUGAUGACCUUAGGGUUCCUGACCUUCUCAGUUGAAUCAGAGCCAGAAAAGGGGCAGCUCCCAUGUGCGUCACUGCCUGGUGAGUGGGGCUCCUGUGCUGAAGGAGGGAUUAGAUGUGCAGAUCAUCAAAGCUGAUACUCAUGCAGUGAGUUAACAGGCCUGGGCAGCAUGUUGCAGGAAAGUUUGUCGGACAGUUUUCAGUGCAAUAAGAGCUUAGAAACAGUAUACCUUCUGAAGAUGGCAAACUAGUCUGGUGCCCUUGUGUCCUGAAGCUCUGUUCCUACUAUGUGUUGAAUGGAAGUCCUGUGCCUCAAGUUGCACUUUAAAGCUGACCUUCCUCCCUCUGCCUCCCCAACAUGGGACACUUUGCCUUUUCUGAUGUGAAUUCAGUUGUGUGUUUCAUUUCCCCAUUUACCCUGGGAGCAGGAACAGACUUGCCCCUAUCCCCACCACCUCCAUCCCUCGGAUCGGAACCAGCUCCCCCAUUCACAUGACCAGCCCAUUGGCCAGGGUUGGGAUUGAACCGAUCCUACUCUUCCCCAGGGCUUUGGAUUACCCCCUGCCCCAUAAUCGGAAGGCCCCAUAACCCCGCUGGCAUCUCCUAGGCAUUUCCUUAAGCUGCAGCCUCCAGAAUGUCCCCAACCCUAGUUGCCCACCAGCAGUCGAUGGCAAAGGUCCCAAUCUGGGCAGGAAAACUCCCGAAUGUGCCAGUGGACACAGACUCCGGGCAUUACACACAGGCUCCCCUCCCCCUUACCUACCAAGCUCGCCCCAACAUUCAGGCUGCUGACCCAUCAUUUGACGUGACUCCCUCACAAUUCACCCCAGGUUAAGUGGCACUGGGCUACAGUCACCACAGCACCUUGCCCUCUGUCUCUCCGAGGCAGAGUACUAUCCACUGACGUUAGUGAACGCCACAUUUAUUGUUACUGACUGAGCGCAAAUCUUGGGGCAAGGUACCGAGGCCCGGAAAAAGGGGAUGGGGAGGGAAGGGAAGAGGCAGGCGAGGGUCUGCAGUGGGGCGCAGGCGGGGACAGGUAAAUAACACAAGUGAUGAUGGGGCAAGAUCAGGGCUGGUCGUGUGACAAGGAGUAAAAGGCUGACCCAGGGAAGGUGUAGAACAAUAGCGGCAGAAUCUUAUCAACAUCAACAGUUCAAAAACAAACUUGCGCAGUGGCAAUAAUCUGAAAUGGUUGAAGUUUCCCCUCCUUACUUUUAACAUCGCAAUAAAUAAA
Pristis pectinata (smalltooth sawfish) is the source of this 4097-nucleotide messenger RNA. RefSeq lists its product as uncharacterized. The record is from RefSeq and is a predicted model, not a curated record. The transcript is spliced from 21 exons. NCBI's taxonomy places the organism in Eukaryota, Metazoa, Chordata, Chondrichthyes, Rhinopristiformes, Pristidae. Bases 75 to 2063 code for a protein of 662 amino acids.